Messenger RNA from Dentiscutata erythropus, 415 nucleotides. Lineage: Eukaryota; Fungi; Glomeromycota; Glomeromycetes; Diversisporales; Gigasporaceae. The record is from the annotation of a GenBank genome assembly.
AUGUCCAAAAAGAAAGUAGCAGCAGAGAAAGUUGGCACUGCUAAGAUUUCAAAAGCUUCUGGUAAUGACAAUGACAAUAAAGCCCCUGGUAACAAUGAUGACAACAAAGCCUCCAAUGAUUAUAAUAAGAUUAAAGGUCAUCAAAAAGUGGCACCAGUGGCUAAUGACUUUGCACUUGCAAGUUCAUUUGUUCAAAAGACCAAUUUGCAAGUAUCGUUUGUUCAACAGACCAAUUCGCAAGUAUCAUUGGCAAAUGCUCUUGAUAGUCUUGAAUUUUCCGCCAAUAAACCAAAUAAUGUAUUGGUUGAGCAUGAUUCGAAUGUCCUUAAAAAGGAUGAUCGAAAAAAAGAUAUUGAAGAUUUUAAAAAUAAAGAAUUUCUUGAACGAUUUCUUACGGAAAAUACUUUUCACAAUU